AACCACAGGAAAUUUGUGGUUGCAAAUAGUCGGCCCCUUUAUCCCGCGCCCCAGGUUGAGAGCUGGAUAGACUUUCGAAACGACAUCGAUUUGGAAGCCGCGGGGAACGUAAUUUGCAGGCGGGGCUCGCGGCCGGCGGAGAUCGGCGAUGGCCGCUGCGUCCGCCGGAAAUCACCUCUCUUCCUCUUCUUCUUCUUCUGCUGCUAACAAACCCUUCAAUUUCUCCCCCGAUUCUCCACCGCAACUCCACCUCUCCCCCGAUCAGCUCCGCCACUGUACCGACGCUCUCAGAGCUUUCAAGGACAAGCUCCAGACGCCUCAAGAGAUACGCAAGGAGUUUCGUUCCCUGCAGAGCAAUAGGACAAGAGUAUUAGACAUGAAGAGUAGUUGCUCGGUGGCUCUUGACAGUGUUAAUUAUAGCAAAAACCGCUAUACAGAUAUCUUACCCUAUUCUUUUGCUCAUCUGGUUGGGCAUAAUCAUAUAGAACUCAUUGCAUCAGUUGACAGAAACAGGGUUGUACUUAACCCAUGCAAUGAUUACAGAGCAUCAGCAAGGGGUUAUAUCAAUGCAAGCUUCAUCGAGACAUCUUCAUCUGGAAGUAUUUCUCGGUUCAUAGCCACUCAAGGGCCAUUACCUCACACCUUUGAAGACUUCUGGGAAAUGAUUAGCCAGUAUCGUUGUCCUGUUAUUGUUGUUCUCACUCGGUUGGUUGAUAAUCACAACGUCCUCAACUGUAUGGAGUUCAAGGUAAUAUUUAAGGUCGCGUUAUAUUCAUCAACUGGUAUUAGUUCCUACUUUGGCUUUGCCAAUUUAAGUAUAAAUACUAAUGGGAUGAUACAUCUUGAUGGAACCACGUCUUUAGUUAUCAAUAUUCGACGGUGGUCUAUGCAUAGUACACAUACGUCAGUAUAGAGUAAAUCUUCAUCCCACAUUAACUGUCUUGCGAGACAUGUAGUGUACUUCCUUUCAAGGUACUUUUGAUUGGCAAUAUUUUUCGCAGAGAGUUACAAGUUAUUUGAGUAAAUACAAAGCAAUUUCUGAAAGUCAACAAACUAGCCAUGCUCUUUCAACUUCAAAUUCGACACUUCUUAAUUUCUAUGAUGGAUAUGAGAUCGCAGAAGAGGAAGGAGAUCGAGUUGAACUAGAGGAUGUGAUAUUUGUUGAGCCUAACAUCGAAGAAACAGUGGAUGUCGAUGUAGAAUGCAGUCAUUAUGGGCACAUUGACGCUGAUGGUAAAGAGAAAUUUAACCUUGGUAUUGGCAAAAAAGGAGGAAACUAUAAUUGAAGUUGAUAAUAAAAAAAUUGGUAUCGAUGUUGGUGAUCAAGUUGUUGAUGACCAAAAUAAUUGUCCAUUGGAGGUGGUUGAUACUAUCAAUGAGGAGAUUUUGGUCAGCGACAUUGGCAAAAGUAAAUUGGUGUUCGUAAAAAUUCGGCUAACAAUCAUGUCGAAGCAUACAUCCACAUAAUGGAUUCAAACCACGAUUGUGGGCAAAACAAAAUUAAUGAUGCUAAUUUUGUCAAGUUUUUUGGAGUGCAACAAUUUGAUUGGGUUCUGAAUGUUUGUCUAGUGCAUCUUGUCAGCAAAUUGAAGCAGGGAGAGAAAAGAGCAUUGCAUGAACAUUUUUUUGUGAAUUGUUUUUGGAAGAAAAUCAAGAGGUUGAAGUAUUUUAAGUAUCUGUUUCAUUGGAAUGGAAGAUGACAGAUUUCCAACGAUAACUCGAGGACGAGUUCUUAUGAAGAAAAAGGAGGCUGAUGUAGGAUAAGACUCUGAAAGAUUUUAUUCUUAUUUUUAUGAUUCCAGAAUUAUAAAAAUAAGAAUACAAAAUCUUAAUUAGAAUUAGAAUUUUAUUUUGAAAUUAUAUUAUUAGGAAGUCUUAUUUGUGCUGCCUAUUUUGCACAUUUUCAGUUUUCUUGUUUUAACAGGAUUUAGAAUUUCUUCUAGGAAUUUUAAUUCCUUUCAUUUUAGGAUUUUAUUGGUCUUUUAUUUUAUUUUAUUUUAUUUUCAUCUUUAUAAUUUCUUGACUGGCAAGAAAUUGUCUUAUCUAUAUUCCUACCUAAGAUAGGAUUUCUCUACUAGUAUAAAUAAGGGUUGUAACCUAUUCAAUUAUUCAACUUUUACAUCAAUUAUAUUCAGAGUUUUUCUCUC
This is a messenger RNA of Rhododendron vialii, 2147 nucleotides long. RefSeq names its product protein-tyrosine-phosphatase PTP1-like. Gene Ontology annotation, biological process: protein dephosphorylation. Lineage: Eukaryota; Viridiplantae; Streptophyta; Magnoliopsida; Ericales; Ericaceae. Bases 149 to 913 code for a protein of 254 amino acids. The record is from RefSeq and is a predicted model, not a curated record. Gene Ontology annotation, molecular function: protein tyrosine phosphatase activity. The transcript has 4 exons.